AUGCGCCUGCGCAUAAAGAGGAGCAUGGUAAUCACAGGAAAGAUCAACUCCUUCCGUGUCUACACUUUCCUGUGCUCGCAAUUCCAGACUGCCGAUCCAUCUUUGUCACCUGCAUUGAAGAUUGCCUGAACACACGAGCAAUAAACUACGCUACACUGUGUCGUCACCUGAGCCAGAUACCUGGUGGCGACAUAACAUGCCGCGAGGUACAGAGUUGGCAACAAAUAAGAACUAUCUAAGAGCUAUGAAGGAGAUACCAUGUUGUGACAUGACAUGGCAAGAUUUUAAUGCCACAACCGGAGUCACUAUGCAGUACAAUUUUCUGUUAUUUCCCUUGCAUUUCACAGACACAGUGUUGUUUUUCUUGUUGUCGGUGUCUCAGAUUAACGUUAACCCUUUUCAAAGAAAUUAUUACCUGAACUUCGUUAGCAUUACUUCAUUUUUCUCGCAAUCACAAGCUACUGCCUCCCACAAAAUCUCCUCACCAGUUAAUUGUGCCUACAUCUGUUGAGGAGUGCGCUGGUGGAAAUGACUGCCCGAUGAAGACGACCAAGAAGCGGGCAAAGAAGCAGAGGUCACCGGAUGAUGACCAUUGCUUUUGUUCCUGUCAAGCAGUGCCAGAAGUGAUUCAACGACUGCAGGACUACCAUUAUGUGCAAAUCUUGCCCAAUAUUUCAUAUAACAAUACCCUCUUACUCUUUCUUGGCGUGUCUACCGCCGCGACGCUUCAUCAAGUACACUCCGUCUGAAUACGGAUGCUACUUACUCAGGAUAAAGUGAGAAGGAGUUGCAUCACAAUCGCCUCGUUUUUAACAUCACGCUGUGAACACUGGCAAAAAGCACAUGAUUAAAUUCGUGGUUGUGUUCCAGAAAAAGAAGAAUAACAGGAUAAGCUUUAAAUAAGCAUCACUAAGCUUGGUCCGAUCAUAAUAACAACAAAUCGCGGCUAUCCUUUGGCUUUCUAACGCAUUACUUGUUUUCCGCAGCAUACCUGGUCUUCCUCUGUGGAAAGCAAGAUCGAGUUUUUUAUCGCCACGUUGCCUCACGAGGCACAGGGGAUGAAAGUGCGCGCUGUGAUGGAAACCCUGAAGACCCCGAAACUACGCGAUAUUCGGAAGCUACUACCGGAAGAAGCGUUAAGCUGGUACUCUGAUGAAAACGAGGGCGCUUGUUCUGCGAUACUGUUUACGCCGUUACCGGACGUGCCUGCGCUUGUUACUCCAAACGGUGCGACUUGGUAUGACAAGGAGGAACUAAUGACGCACUUUAGUCAGGGGAGGUCUCGCAUCGCCUUGAAAGAUCCAACAACAAAUAUGAGUUUGGCGGAGAAGCUGAAGGCUGCGGGGAAGCGGGCAACGGCUGAGCGCGCGAUGAGCGUUCAUUUCCUGGACGUUGAUUCGAUGUUGCAGCGCGUCAUGUGUGCCCCCAAGGAGGAGGAACCAGAGUGGUCCUCUUUCUCUGACGAUAACGACAAGCGCUAUCGACCGGAUCACGAGGAGACGCCAAGUGGAACUCCAUCUGGUCGUGCCAUCAAUGUGAACCGGGAUAUCAAGGAUGAAGCUCGUGCAGUGGUAUCAUCUUUUUAUCUACGGAGGAGGGUCAUUUGCAGCGAUGCCUAUCAAGUGCAUAUCUACGCGCGGGAGCUACUCGACCAAGUAGCGGACGACAAAACGCGUCGUGCAGUUGUUGCUUCUGCUAUCAAGAAAGCUGGCGAAAAUCUGCGUGAGGCUGCGAGUAGGCAGCAAGCCUCGUCUGGGACUGCUCAAAUGGAGAGUAAUUCAUCUGUUGGACAACAUCCUCCACAACGCCCUUUAAGUGCAUCAGCUCAUGCGAUUGGUAUCAAGGAGCUUGAAGCUGCAGCUCUGCGCAUACUUUCGAAUGCAGCGUCCCCUUUGUGCCCUACUCUUUUCUCUUCAUCGGAACGAGUUUCAAAACCAGACGUGGAUCGACAUAUAGAGGGACUUUCCUCGUCUUCUUCUUCUUCGAAAAGCACAAUCUGCAACAGUAAAAAGACAAAUAUAACAAAGAAUAACGGGCAGCGCAUCCGUAGUGCAAAGAAGGAGCUUUUUUUUCACGUUCUGAAACUGCGCCAGAAAGCGAGGAACCUGGCUCGUGCUCGAAAAGAGUUUGGCACGCGUAACGUAAAGCCAAAGCCAAAGUCCCCGAAACUUGUUCCCAAAAAUGCUGGACAUGCACACGGCAACGGCCCACAAGGAUCAUCCGCAAUAUCCGCGUCCGAUACACUUCUUCUUGCUGGUCCAUGUUCGAGCAGCAGCAGCAGCAUUAGUAAUCCAAAAGCGAGUGGUACUGGUGACUAUGAGCUACAGAAGCCCGCUCCUCCCUCUGAAGAUGCACAGAAGCAAGACCGUUCUGCAGAAGACUACAGCGCACAAGCAACAAAAAGGCAACGAAAGGACUUCUAGCGACUUGAAGAAAGACAGCACAGAACCGCAGACGCCAAUGGGUGUUGGUGUAUUUUGGACGGUACCGAUAAAACACUGACACUCCUGUAGUGCUGCAGAGGGUCAGGACGACACGCCACUGUCACUUCUUCAUGUUCAUUAUGAUUAUUUGUUGGAGUGGAAGAUUAUGAUGCUGGUUUGUUUCAGUUUCGGAUUCAGGCGCCGCGUGGCCCCAUCUACUAUCAAUACGAAGCUCCCGUUUUGACCUCAUACGAAGGCGAAUCGAAAAUGAGUGCAGUAGAAGUUUGAAGUCCUUACUUGCCUUGUGUCAGAAAUCUCUGUUUUAGUGGAACAAGAUGGAUUCCCACAUUACUUAUUUGAUUUCCAUCCCCAAUUGAAGUUGAACCACCUCAAGUCUGCUCAAUUUGAUUAGAAAGUAGCGUGUGCUCUGAUUCUGAUGAAAAUACCUUGCUAACGCAAUGUCUACGCAGAGGACAGACUGUCACGAAGUCCGAU
Messenger RNA from Amoebophrya sp. A25, 2918 nucleotides. NCBI's taxonomy places the organism in Eukaryota, Dinophyceae, Syndiniales, Amoebophryaceae. The record is from the annotation of a GenBank genome assembly.